This is a messenger RNA of Periophthalmus magnuspinnatus, 924 nucleotides long. RefSeq names its product olfactory receptor 52N2-like. Gene Ontology annotation, cellular component: membrane. Bases 1 to 924 code for a protein of 307 amino acids. The transcript has a single exon. Gene Ontology annotation, biological process: G protein-coupled receptor signaling pathway. Gene Ontology annotation, molecular function: G protein-coupled receptor activity; olfactory receptor activity. Lineage: Eukaryota; Metazoa; Chordata; Actinopteri; Gobiiformes; Gobiidae. The record is from RefSeq and is a predicted model, not a curated record.
AUGAACGUGACCAUCUCGCUCCCUCUGUUCUCGACGUUCUCGUCGCUGGAGCGUGGUCUUCUCGUGGUUACCGUGGCGAUGUACCUCCUGUCCGUGCUCCUGUCCCUGUUCUUGACCGCCGUGAUCUCGCUGGACGCUCGCCUGCACCGCCCCAUGUACGUGCUGCUCGUCAACCUGUCUCUGUGCGGCGUGUUGGGCGGGUCCACGCUCUGCCCCGCCGUCCUACGCUUCCUGCUGUGGGGGCGGAGUCAGCUCUCAUUGGUGGACUGCUUGGUUCAAAUCUUCUUCACAAACGUGUACACCGGGGCCGUGUUCUGUCUGCUCGCGGUCAUGGCGUUUGACCGCUACGUGUCCAUAUGUUUACCGCUGCGUUACCACAGCGUCAUGACCCCGCCCAGACUCCGCCUCCUGCUGCUGUGGCUCUACUGUUUCCUGGUGGCGGUGGCGGCGGUUCAGGCCUACCUCACGUCUCGCGUCGCUCUGUGCAGAUUCAGUAUCGAUAAGCUCAUGUGUGACUCUCUGGCCCUGUCGAACCUCGCCUGCCGCCAGACGCUCGUGGUCAGCGCCUUCGGACUCUUCUGCUCGCUCAGCGUCAUCAUGUUCCCCUGCCUCCUCGUGCUCCUCUCCUACGCUCAGAUCUUCAUCGUCAUCCUAAAAAAACCCGGAGUGUCUCGGAGGAAGGCCUUCAGAACCUGCACGCCGCACCUCAUCACCUUCGCCAACUUCUCCAUGGCGUCGUUCUUCGGUGUAAUAAACCGCCGCCUGAGCGACGAAGUGCCCAAGUCCGUCAACAUCGUGGUGUGUUUGGUGGUCCUCGUGUUCCCGCCGCUGCUCCACCCGAUCGUCUACGGGAUCAAGACCCAAGAGAUCCAGCAGAGCGUCAAGAGGACGCUCCACCGCCACCUGCAGGUGACGGAGAAGUGA